AUCCAGUUGAGUCUGCAUGCAUCCUAUACCUUUUUGAUAGCAUCGUUGUUUUACUCUUUCUCAUGUCAAUAAACCUGUGGACAACGGACCAUUGUCUUCAGAGUCGUGAUGUCAGAAAAGAGUUCGUCUAACUGCCAAGGUGUAUCGGAGCGCAUAUACCGAGGGCGGCAAAGUAAAACAACGCUUUCUACCGGGCAAGAUAACGCAGCCAACUGACAGAUGCUACGAACAACGUCAUCACACGCAACCAGUGGAUGACCAUCACAGCGGUGUCUAAACAGAGGUACGUCAACAGACAACGCCAUGUCCGAGAAAGCAACUUCAUUAAAGACGCGGUCCCGCGCUACAUGUUCUGCUACAUACUCAAGUGUAUCAUCGACGGGGUCUGCUGCUGCAAAAGCGAGAGCGAGAGCAGAGGCAGCAAAGGCACGCAUGUCCUACGCUAAAGAGGAAAUGAGCCUGAAGAUAGAAAAAGCUAAGCUAGAAGCCUCAAUAGAAAUGCUCAAAUACAAGAAAGAGACAGCUGCAGCUGUAGCUGAGGCCGAAGUCCUUGAAGCUGCGGUAGAGGCAAAUAGUGAAAGACAAAGUUUGAUGUCAAACUUGGAAUCUGCACAACGCACAGAACAAUAUGUGAUUGACCAAGCUGAAUCACUAAACACAGACGCUCAGCUGCUUGAUGAUGGUGUUGUCGCAAAAAGAGAGCCAAGCCAAAACUCCGAAACUCCAACUUCAUCUAUCAAACCUGAAGCAGACUCAUUCCAUCCGGCUCAAGCCAAUAUAUUUUCCCAUCAUACACAAAGCCACAAUGCAGCUUCUCAACCAACUCGCCUCACCUCACAGCAGCCUUACAUCUACGAAGAUGAGAAGGUCCACAUGACACACAAUGUUCGGUUUGACAACCGCAAUGCUACUCCUGAGCAAGGUCUUAGACGUCAAAACGACAAAAGUCAUCCCGCUCUUAAAUCCUACCCCACAUCUUCAAACAACAAUAAUGAAAACUCCAACAUUAGCGACUUUGUAAGAUACUUUGCUCGUCGUGAGCUUGUGGCAACAGGCCUGCUUCAAUUCAACGACAGACCUCAGAACUACAGAGCCUGGAAACGUUCUUUCCAGAACGCAACCAGAGGGUUGGACCUGACACCAAGUGAGGAAAUGGAUCUCCUGUUUAAAUGGCUCGGCAAAGAGUCAUCAGAACAUGUCGAGCACAUAAGAGCAAUACACAUCAACCAUCCAGCGGCAGGCUUGGCCAUGAUAUGGGACAGACUAGAACAAUCUUAUGGUUCUGCGGAAGUAAUAGAAGAUGCUCUGUUCAAACGUAUUGACGCCUUCCCAAAAUUAACAAAUCGAGAUUAUUCCAAACUAACAAAGUUGAGUGAUCUUUUAAAGGAACUAGAGUCAGCCAAAGAUGAAGGAGACCUGCCCGGUCUCUCUUUCCUCGAUACAGCAAGAGGCGUUAACCCUAUUGUACAGAAGCUCCCCUUUGGUCUGCAGGAAAAGUCGGCGUCAGUUGGGGCAUCCUACAAGCAGCAAUAUCACGUGUCAUAUCCUCCCUUUGCCUGCUUUGUAAACUUUGUUAGCCAUGAAGCUAGUGUCAAAAAUGACCCAAGUUUCAACUUUUUCUCUUACUCAGACAUGUCUCUUAGGACAGAAAAAACAACUUGGAAGCCAAACAGACAACGUGAAGUCUCUGUUCACAAAACAGAGAUAUUUCCAAAAGAUACCUCUGGUCCUAGGGAACCCCCAACACAAUUCGCUGACUGUGAACAACUGUGUCCAAUCCACAAAAAACCUCACCCCAUACGCAAAUGCCGUGCAUUCAGAGAAAAGCCCAUUGCAGACCGGAAGACAUUCUUAAAAGAGAAUAACAUCUGUUUCAAAUGCUGCGCUUCAUCAUCACAUAUUGCAAGGAACUGCACAUUUAAUGUUCGAUGUUAUGAAUGUAAAAGUGAAAAACACCACACAGCGCUUCACCCUGGACCUGCACCUUGGGUUGAAGACACAAACUCGGUUCCAGAGCAUGGCGGGGAGGAGAAUAGCUUUCCACAACCCCAUGUCGCCACCAAAUGUACAGAUGUCUGUGGCGGAGACAUGACGGGCCAAUCCUGUUCUAAAGUACCCCUCGUGAAAGUGUAUCCAACCGGCCACGCUGACAAAGCAGUGAAAAUGUACGUGAUCCUGGACGAACAGAGCAACAGAUCACUAGUUCGUUCACAGUUCUUCGAAAUCUUCAAUGACCAAAGUCCAAGUGCUCCUUACUCAUUGAAAACAUGUGCUGGAGUAAAGAAAGCGACAGGAAGAAGGGCCAGUGGCUACAUUGUGGAAUCUUUGGAUAAGACCGUCAGCAUUCCACUACCCAGCCUCAUAGAAUGUGAUGACAUUCCAAAUAACAGAGAUGCGAUUCCAACUCCAAAUGCAGCCUUUCAUCACGCACACUUAAAGUCAGUUGCACACCUCAUCCCAGAGAUCGACCCACAGGCCCAAAUUAUGCUUCUCUUAGGUCGGGAUAUUCUCAGGGUUCAUAAGGUCCGCAAACAGGUCAAUGGCUCACACAACCUGCCCUAUGCUCAAAAGUUGGAUCUGGGAUGGGUCAUCGUGGGCAAUGUGUGUUUAGGUCGCGUUCAUAAGCCACCAACAGUCAGCGCCUUCUACACUAACACCACAGAACGGGGACGCCCCACUCUCUUUGACCCAUGUCCUAACGUGUUCCGGGUAAAGGAAAGUUACAGUGACACCCAGGCUACAAACCACCUCCAACCACAUUUUGUGGAGAUACCAAACUGUGAUGUUGACAGCCUAGGACAUAACAUAUUCAAGCAGGCCAAAGACGACAACAACAUUGCUCCGUCUAUCCAGGACAUCUCCUUUAUGGAAAUAAUGAAAGAUGGACUAACAAAAGAUGCAAACAACAGCCACAGGCAGUGA
Gasterosteus aculeatus aculeatus (three-spined stickleback) is the source of this 2922-nucleotide messenger RNA. Lineage: Eukaryota; Metazoa; Chordata; Actinopteri; Perciformes; Gasterosteidae. The record is from RefSeq and is a predicted model, not a curated record.